Grammomys surdaster is the source of this 1155-nucleotide messenger RNA. RefSeq names its product FANCD2 opposite strand protein. NCBI's taxonomy places the organism in Eukaryota, Metazoa, Chordata, Mammalia, Rodentia, Muridae. Bases 3 to 539 code for a protein of 178 amino acids. The transcript has 2 exons. The record is from RefSeq and is a predicted model, not a curated record.
CAAUGGCAGGCUACCAGCUCUGGUCACCAUGGACCCCACUGGAUGAGAGUUUCCAAUGGCUGCGGCAUACUACACCUACCCCUUCCUCCAAACAUCCUUUUAGGGCCUCUCCUUGCUUCCCCCACACCCCUUCUGACCUUGAAGUGCAGUUGUGCCUUCAAGAAGUCACACUUGUCCUAGACAGCCCACUUGUGGAACCUGGAGAGAGCCCCAAGUUACCCUGUCACACAUCAGAGCUCCGAGCCGUGAGUAACAAGAAAGGGGUGGUGAGGAGGCCCCAGCCGGUCCGCCUCAGUGGAGUGGAUUCUGUGUUUGGUAGGGUCAUCACAGCCCAGCCACCCAAGUGGACCGGAACCUUCAGAGUUUCAGACAAGUCAGCCUUCUGCAAAAUAAUCAGCAGGGAGCACCAGUGGCCUACUGGACUCAAGGAGCCUCAGAUCCAAAUGACAGUGACUAUGUGCAAACAGAUGCUACGCUCAAUCCUCUUGCUGUAUGCAACUUACAAGAAGUGUACCUUUGCCUUGCAGCACUCCAAGUAAAGGGUCCCCGUUGGACCCCUGUCCUCAACACCAUGCUCUCUGAAAUAGGACCUAUGACACUGAGCAAGGAAGAACAUUCCCACUCUAUAAAGCUGAAUGGCCAUUUAAAAGUUAACCUAACUUGAUGUGCACAUGUGAUAAUGAUUACCUUAUCAUAUAAAUAAGCCAGCCUAGUGUGAGCACAACUCAAAUACCAAAGACAAUGAUGAGCUGGUGAAGAAAGGGAGGCCAAGAAAAGACAGGUAUGGAUCUCUGGGUACCAGAGGAUGAAGGGGUCAAAAAUUUGUACAUGAGUUAAGGACUAAUUUAAAAACAGCAUUCCCUCCUCAAACCAAUGUGAAGAAGAAGAAACAAAACAACAACCCAAUAAAACAUAACUUUAAUACUGGUCUGAGUAAAAACAUUAACAAACAUUAAAUAAUCUUAAUGGCACAGCAAGGAAGAGCCUGGCAACGGCUCUGAGACUGGGCUUCCUGGCAGAAGACAGAAGAGUCCCCUGUUUUAGCUCCUGGUGUUCUAUUUCAAAUAUAUUACAAUUAUUUUGUAUGAUUCUUACAAGUAGAUUCUAGGCAUAAUUGAGAAUAAUGUGGAAAUAAAUACUAUAUAUACAUACAAA